UCAGGUGCUUCAAAAAUGUGCUACUUUCCCUUUCAGAGAGACAUCAGUAUCAGAUUGCCCAUCAUUUGCAUGCAUGUAGCUUUACCAGACCUCUAUUGGAAGUGACAAAUGUUUCCACUGUACGCAUCGAUGUUCUUAACAAGGAUAUUUCAAAUGCUCUGAGACAGAUGUCUUCAGAUAUGGACACAGUGGGCAUGGCCAAAAGCGUGACAUAUGAUGGACUAAACUACAAGUGUGGAAUGAUCUUGAUCCAAGGCUCACUGGGAGGACUGCCAGAGUUUGGUGAAAUCAUCCAAAUGGUGAUACUGCAGGACAAGUUGAUCUUCAUUGUGAAGAAGCUCAUUGGAUGGUAUAUUGAACACUAUAGAGCUUUUGAUCUCAAACCAUCCCCAGUCGAGAAAGUGGAUCUUAUUGAGCCACAAGAACUACAUGAUACAUACCCACUGGCGGACUACAAAAUUGGAGGGAUGUGUCUUGUCACAUUGAAAAGAUAUAUCCAUGUUUAAAGGAUGAUCCCUCUCCAUGUAAUGUUGUUUUAUUUUGUUCUCAAUACAUUUUAUUUUUCAUACCGAAAGCCAAAUGUGGUCCACUUACAGAAGACUGCCAUGGCUCAUUCCACAACUGCCAGACUUAAAGUGAUUUUGGGGGACAACAACAUUGAAAAACUGACACUUCCCAAUGGAAUACCAGAGUCACUAGGUGACCUUAUCGGCAUGAUAAGGAGUACGUUCGGAUUAAAGUGCAGCUUGAAACUGCAGUACAUGGACCAAGAUUUUGGCAAUGACUUUUUCAAUCUGAACUCUACUGCUGAACUCCAGGAUUUGGGGACAAUCAAGGUCAUCCAGCAAACAACGUUGAUCAGUGCCACUGCAUCCUCUGCUUCUGUUUCAUCCGAGUCGGAUGACUGUGUUUCACUGGCAUCAAACGACACUAUACUGCUUUCAUCCCCCGAGUCUCUGUCAUCUCGAACCAAGCAGUGGCCAGAGGAAUUUCCAAUUCCUCAAUUUUCCUACGACACGGAGUUGCAGUUAGUGAAAGGUAAUUCUGAGUGCCAGGUUGGAAACAAGUUGUUGACCUUGAGCUCCCGAAUAAAAUCUGAUAUCUUGAAUAGAGUAGUUGAAGAAAUGUACCGAUAUAAGGCCUACCCGGAGGAUGCACAUUUCUGCACAGUUGCAGAGGCCUUAAUCAAAAAGCACCCUUGUUUAAAAGAGCCUGGCUCAUUCAAUGGCUGCUACGGCUGGAAACAGCGACUGAAGUACAAAAUGGGAAACUACCGGACUCAACUCAAAGUGCUGGGGUGUGCAGAGCUGUCAGUAAAUUCCCUGAGAUCGAAAUCAACGAUGGAUGCUUUCCCUGCUAAAAAGGUGAAGAGGCCAAAACGAGCUGAAGCCAACUUCUAUCCAUCCUUCCCUACUGGAGAAACUCAGGACAGCAUAGAAAAAGAGAAAAUAGAACUUCUGACAGAUGUCAAGAUGAGGAACAAUGAACAAUGGGUAAUCACGGACAAAAUGGCUUGCACGUUUGCCUACAGACGACCAGAGGUGGUCAACCAAGAACCCAGCAUUCAAGACUUUAAAGACCGGUGGCCUGCCUUGUUCCAUCAGAAAGAGAUCAAUGCAGAGUUCCUGAGGCUCAUGGCUGUUCCUCUUGAGGAUAUGUUCUUCGCCCAGUUGGACAUCCACUCAAGUCAGCUAAUCAGAGUCAUCCGUGCCAAAGGUGGAUCAACACGCCAAAAGAAUGCUGACAUCAUGGACAUUUUGGACCAGACUGAGGACAUUCAUCUUCGAAGGGAGUGUGUCCUGAAAGUCCUCAUCAUCUUCCUCGGCGAGGAUGCAGAUGACCUGAUCAAGGAAUAUCUUGACUCUGGACCAGAGGACAUUCAAAGGGAUCUGGAGCAUCUCACUGUGGCAGUGUUUGUCAUUCGAAAGGACGGGGAAGGACCGCAGGAGCCACCUGAAGACACAGGCAUUGUCAUCAAGGGCAUGAAGGUGUUGCAUGGACUGACUUCAGUUGCCUCAGCUUGUGCCCUGCUUCUAGGUUUGCUAUAUGCACUUAACCUUGCUUAUCCCAAACCCCUUCAUUUUACUUUCGAAGUGCUCCAGAAAAUCAUCAUACACCUUGAGCAACACAAGAUGUCCCCCAAAGUCCAAAAUCUGUAUGGCAGACUUCAAAGCUCGCAGUAAUGACACGCAUCACAAUUGAUUCCUUUUCUGGACCCAAAAAUGGCCUAGGGAAGAACAAUGUUAAAGGAUAAAUCCGGUGUAAAGUGGAUCUGGGAUAUGUUUAAUAUGAUAACGAGAUGGUAUGUUCGUUUGGGAGAAAAAACACAUGUAGACACAUUCUUAAGUUGGCUGUUUUCAGCCGAUUCUACCAUCGGUAGAAUCCACGCUAUAAACUUGGAAUCAUGGGGGCAUCGUCUCAUGGUAAAAACAAAAUCACUAUUUUAAACCACUUAAAAGGCUAGAGGUAGCCCGACACUUCUUUGGUAGUAUAAUAAGGGUCUUAAAAUAUAAAACAAGGCACUGAUAACUUUGUAAGUGUACAGAUUGUUUAUUAAAAAUGACAUUUUAUACACACAAUACCAUCAGUAGUUCAUCCUUCGACGCCAUUUUGUAUUUAAGACUCGAUAAGUAUCUUGGCAAACAUGGAGCAUGCGUAUUGUUCACGGAUGUCACAAGCUCUGUGUUCGUCAAUCGACCUAUCGAGUCUUAAAUACAAAAUGGCGUCGACGGGUGAACUACUGAUGGUAUUGGCCGUUUCUCAAUUCCUAGCACGCGUACUAUGGACUCGAUGACUUGCAAGUACUAGGGAUGUGUCGGUCGCGACCGAUUCGUUACAACGAACGAAUCCCGAACGUGAACGACAAGAACUGGUUCCCCAAAACAAGAAGAACUGGUUCUUUGAUUCUUUUUUUUAAACAUCAACCAAAAAUAUUGUCACGUAAAUAAAAUAUACAAACGAACAGAGCUUCGUCUCUCCGCGACUUAUAUUGAUUGAGUCUACAACGUUCUCAAAGAUUCAGCCAAUGAGAGGUAGCAAUGGUGAUUCAAUGGCACCUGGGUAAAACAAAGACAAGGCGGUACCGUCGAAUAUGCGCGCUUUCUGUCUGACGUAUCUUGGGUCAUACCAUUCGACGUGGGGCCACUCAUAUAUCCCCCUACAUUUUUUCGAAAAUAGACUUGACCUCCAUCAGUUUAUUGGAUAAACGCAUUUCCCAAUCCCAGGAGUCUUUGCUCCAUUCUACGUCAAUUUAAGAACAAACAAAGAAAUGAAACUGCAGUUUGUAUUUUUUAUUUAUGGCCAUGAAAGUUCUGUAAUGCCUGAACAAUGAAGAAUGAAAUGUAAAGUAAAAUAAAAUUAUAAAUGUGAAACCAUGAAUGAAAUAUAGAGAGUAAGCAAGUGGUAUAAAUAUUGGUGGGACGUUUGGUCAUAUUAUAUAGGAGGCAUCUCCAAACGGCGGACCGCGGUCUUGACGGUCCUAUCCGGACCCAUGACCAAUUUAAAAUAAUAAUAAAAAAAAAAAUAUAUAUAUUUAUUUAUUUUUAAGACGUAAUCUGACGUAACGAACGAAUCAAAACGACCGAAUCAAAUAAAUUAUUAUAGUAUUAUAGUGAACUGAACUGAAAGAACUAGUUCCCGGAAAAUAAUCAUUUUGCCCAUCCCUAGCAAGUACGGACUUGGCAAGUCCGUACUUCAAGCACAGACUUGCGAGCACGCGAGUACGUACCUGCAAUUGGAACAGCAGCGGACUCGAUGACGUCACCACCUCUGCUCGUCCGUUAACUGUGCUACGGCCUCAUUUAGGCAUAUACUACUGAACAAUAUAAACAAAUGAUAGUACAAAAUCCCAGCCUCUUUCAUUUUCAAAUAGUAUGUAAAUAUUCUGAAUGAAUAAAAAUUGAAAAGAUAUGCGUGUCAUGUGUAUAAGCUAUACACACACGACUUUAUAUAUAUAUUAGAGCUGUCAGUUAAACGCGUUAUUAACGGCGUUAACGCAAACCAAUUUUAACGGCGUUAAAAAAAUUAACGCGCGAUUAACGCAAUUAUUUUAUUUAAAAAAAAAAUAAAAAAAAAAAUCUUUGGCUCAAAACAAAGAAGCAGUAGACUGACUGUUAUGUUCAAAUGACAUUUGUUCAAAGCAGUCGUUUAAUUGCACUAUAGGCUCUUUUUUUGUAUCGUCCUGUUUUGAUCAGUAUAUGCCAAUGUUGUUAUCAAUAAAAAAUCAUUUGCACAAGGCAAGCCGAUGCACUUCACCAUGUUGAUAAGAUAAUUAAAAUGAGGAGAAUUAUGGGACAAAAAAAUAAAGGGAUAUUUAGCGUAGAAAAAUAAUUUGCGAUUAAUCGUGAGUUAACUCAUUGGCUGCCAGCCAUUUUCAGUGCAGAGAGCCCCAUACUGCCAAGCGUUUUACAGCAUUUUCACUGAUUUCCAAAGACCCACGGAACAGUGAGUUCUAUGACUAUGUAAAACACUGAAACCACCAAAAGACAGAGUAGACUCUCUUCUUUUAUCAGGAACAAACCGUUUGUUUCUACCUUUUUCCGUUCUUUAGUAAUCGGCAGUAAAACAUACGUUGGUUUCACCAAAAACACCUGUUUUUGACCAAAAAUGGAGAAAACAAGCUUUUUGUGAAAAUAAACUUUUUUUGCUUUAGUGACCCCUUCAACACCUGAAAAGUGGUUUCCCUCCAUAAAACAGCAAAAACAACACUGAGACAGGUAUUUUGACAGGACAAUAAUAAUUUAUUUGCAAAUAUAUAACCAAUAUAUAAUAUAAAAAAAAUAAAAUUCUUCAAAAUGUCAGUUGUACAAUUCUUUCCAGGUAUGUAUUUCUAUAUGUUGUCGCAGCUAUAUCGAAUCCUGUGUGU
This is a messenger RNA of Gadus chalcogrammus (walleye pollock), 4864 nucleotides long. RefSeq lists its product as uncharacterized. Lineage: Eukaryota; Metazoa; Chordata; Actinopteri; Gadiformes; Gadidae. The transcript is spliced from 5 exons. Bases 510 to 2183 code for a protein of 557 amino acids. The record is from RefSeq and is a predicted model, not a curated record.